GAGAGAGAGAAAUAAAUGAGCAGCAGUGGUUCGUAUCGUAGGUCCGCCUUUAUUGAAUCUUGACCCCUCUCUCUUUCUAUUGGCUUUAUUUUUUCUUCUUUCCAGUCUUCAUCUCUCUCUGUCUUCAGUAUAUAUUAUGUCAUAGAUAUUAAGGCCUCUGUUUUCCUAAUAAUUUUUUGUCUUUUUUUGGCUCUAAAAUUAGUACAGAGAAAAAAACGAGCCCAAUUAGAAUAGCAUAGAUUAAUGGCUGGUUAAAAAAAAAAACCAAUCAAAAAGCAGUAGGAAUUUUUGGAAGUAGAAGCAACUUUUCUGAUAAUUUUGUAUUUUGUUGGAGACUUGAGAGAGACAGAGAGAGAAACACUUGAAGAAAUGGCAAAUGUUCCUCAGGAAGCGAUCAAGCUUUUACAAGCUCUCAUGGAUCAAGUUGAGGAGCCUCUGAAGACAACAUUUAAGAAUGUGCAUCAAGGACAUCUACCUGAAAAUUUGAUACGUUUUCUGAAAGCAAGAGAUUGGAAUGUUUCCAAAGCCCAUAAAAUGUUGAUGGACAGUUUAAAUUGGAGGGUACAAAAUGAAAUCGACAACAUAUUAACGAAACCCAUAAUUCCAGCUGAUUUGUAUAGAUCAGUACGUGAUUCACAACUGAUAGGACUUUCAGGUUACUCUAGAGAGGGCUUGCCAGUCUUUGCUAUCGGUGUGGGUCUCAGUACAUUUGAUAAAGCGUCUGUCCACUACUAUGUGCAGUCGCACAUUCAAAUUAAUGAAUACAGAGACCGUGUAAUUUUGCCUGGCGCUUCAAAAAAGUAUGGAAAGCCUAUCACCACCUGUGUGAAGGUUUUAGAUAUGACCGGACUGAAGCUUUCAGCACUAAGUCAAAUUAAGUUAUUGACAAUCAUAUCAACCAUUGAUGACUUGAAUUAUCCAGAGAAGACAAAUACCUACUACAUUGUAAAUGUUCCUUAUAUAUUUUCAGCCUGUUGGAAGGUCGUCAAGCCUCUUUUGCAGGAGAGAACAAGGAAAAAAAUACAGGUGUUAUCAGGCAAUGGGAAAGAUGAGCUAUUAAAGAUUAUGGAUUAUGCAUCUCUUCCACAUUUCUGUAAAAAAGAAGGGUCGGGAUCAUCUCGACAUUCAGAGGAUGGAGCUGAAACUUGUUUUUCCUUUGAUCAUCAUUUUCACCAACAACUAUAUAACUACAUUAAGCAGCAAUCUGUGAACCGCGAACCUGUUGAACCAAUCAAGCAGGGUUCUUUUCAUGUGGAUCUACCUGAGCCAGCCCCAGAAGGAACCGAAAUUGCAAAAACAAUAGAAUCAGAGUUUAACAAGAUCGGCAAGAAAAUUUGUGGAAAUGGUCUGUCUGAUUCUCUCAAUGGACUAAGAAUAAAUGGGGCUUGAAAUGACGGAGCUGAAUGUGUGUGUAGCUUACCAUGAAGGUGUUUCAUCUACCCCCUUUACUAUUCAUCUCAACCUGAGAGGACUGCGAAAGGAGUUUGGUCUUCGCAGCAGACGGUUAGUUGCAGCUAUACAAUACAAAUCGUGUGUAAUAGUAAUGGCUCACUUUAUCUACGAGGGUUUAAGCAGGGAAAAGAAAUUAAUAGUGUAUCUUGUACGUAACUUGACAUGUUAGCUGGGUGAAUUAGUUCAUAGUUAUGCUUAACGUGAUCAAGUGGAGGAGCAGCGCAGAGAACACCACCAUUUGCUUCCACAGUUUUAAUUUAAUUAGUAAUUGCACAUAUUAAAUAUAUGUUUCCUAUUAAAUUUCA
Molecule: messenger RNA, 1757 nt
Organism: Humulus lupulus (European hop)
Lineage: Eukaryota; Viridiplantae; Streptophyta; Magnoliopsida; Rosales; Cannabaceae
Exons: 11
Coding region: 370-1389 (339 amino acids)
Source: RefSeq, a predicted model, not a curated record